UUCUGCAGAAUGCACCUGCCUCGAUGUUAGUGGGCACUAGAAAAUCUGAACAACUUCCAGUUCUAUGUAAAUUGUACUGAUUACUAUAUAGAUCUAAAUUUUAGAUUUAACUACAUCUCACCCCACCAACAACCUUGAAAGUUAUCUGAAGGAGAGCAUUCUUCUGUAAAAUUGUGUCCAUAUACUAAGAACCAGGAUGGUGCUAGAAGAUUUACAGAGGUCCUGUCAUUGAGAAUAAGUAAGAUUAGAGUGCACUUGAGAAAGGACUUUGCUAGGAAACUGUUCUUUUGGGGGUGGCACCAGGUUGUUGUAAUAUCCUUCCAAUAGACCUACUUCUUGCCUCUUCAACCCUCCAAGACAGCAUUUAAUUGGUUCCAUAUAUUGGCAGAACAGUUUCAUAAGGCUAAUUACCAAGAAAACGAACCAUUGCACUGCAUAAGGAAGAGGAAGAGCUCCUGCUACGUACUGAGUUAGCAUCAUGUCUGUUCGGGAGUCCUUUAAUCCAGAAAGUUACGAACUUGACAAGAGCUUUCGACUAACUCGAUUCACAGAACUUAAAGGCACCGGCUGUAAAGUGCCUCAGGACAUUUUGCAGAAAUUGCUUGAAUCUCUUCAAGAAAAUCACUUCCAAGAAGAUGAACAAUUUUUGGGAGCUGUUAUGCCAAGGUUGGGAAUUGGAAUGGAUACUUGUGUUAUCCCUUUAAGACAUGGAGGACUGUCUUUGGUUCAGACAACAGAUUAUAUCUAUCCCAUUGUGGAUGAUCCAUAUAUGAUGGGACGUAUAGCCUGUGCCAAUGUUCUUAGUGAUCUUUAUGCCAUGGGGGUCACUGAGUGUGACAACAUGUUGAUGCUUCUCGGGAUCAGUAAUAAAAUGACAGACAGAGAAAGAGACAAAGUAAUGCCUUUAAUCAUCCAGGGAUUCAAAGAUGCUGCAGAAGAAGCAGGAACAUCAGUGACUGGCGGUCAAACAGUGUUAAAUCCAUGGAUUGUUUUAGGAGGAGUAGCCACAACAGUGUGUCAGCCUAAUGAAUUUAUAAUGCCAGACAAUGCAGUACCAGGAGAUGUACUUGUGUUAACUAAACCCUUGGGGACACAAGUUGCAGUAGCUGUCCACCAGUGGCUAGAUAUUCCAGAAAAAUGGAAUAAAAUCAAACUGGUUGUUACGCAAGAAGAUGUAGAGUUAGCGUAUCAAGAAGCAAUGAUGAAUAUGGCAAGACUCAACAGAACAGCCGCAGGGCUGAUGCACACGUUCAACGCUCACGCAGCCACAGACAUCACAGGUUUUGGAAUCCUGGGGCAUGCACAAAAUCUAGCCAAGCAACAACGCAAUGAGGUGUCUUUCGUUAUACAUAACCUCCCCGUUCUUGCCAAAAUGGCUGCAGUUAGCAAGGCAUGUGGAAAUAUGUUUGGUCUUAUGCAUGGAACUUGUCCCGAGACUUCAGGAGGCCUACUUAUCUGUUUGCCACGUGAACAGGCAGCACGUUUCUGUGCCGAAAUCAAAUCUCCAAAAUAUGGUGAAGGUCACCAAGCAUGGAUUAUUGGGAUUGUAGAAAAGGGCAACCGCACGGCCAGAAUUAUAGACAAACCUCGAAUCAUUGAGGUUGCACCACAAGUGGCCACUCAGAACGUGAAUCCAACGCCUGGGUCAACUUCUUAAUCUAGAUGAAAUAAUUAUUUUUGUUUUUUUUUUUAAAUAGAUCUAUUCCUUUAUCAUUUUACAGCCUAAAGAACUGUAUAAAGAAAAAAAAA
This is a messenger RNA of Pogona vitticeps (central bearded dragon), 1749 nucleotides long. NCBI's taxonomy places the organism in Eukaryota, Metazoa, Chordata, Lepidosauria, Squamata, Agamidae. The record is from RefSeq and is a predicted model, not a curated record.